AUGGCUAAAUCUGGUAUUCGUAUCGCCAUCGACCGAGGUGGUACCUUCACUGAUGCAUGGGCUCAAAUUCCGGGCCACUCCUCCGAUAUCAUAUUCAAGGUGCUGUCCGAAUGCCGAGAUGAGUAUGACGAUGCGCCCACAGAAUGUAUUCGUCAGAUCCUAGAGAUUGCAAAUGGAUCAUCUAUACCUCGCGGAUUUCUUCUCGAUUUGACUCCCGUUGAAUCAAUCCGAAUGGGCACAACCGUCGCCACAAAUGCACUUCUUGAAAGAAAAGGCGAUCGAGUCGCCUUAUUGAUCACAAAGGGGUUCCGUGAUCUGCUUAAGAUCGGAAACCAAGCAAGACCAAAUAUUUUCGACUUAUCGGUUCAACGUCUCACCCAACUUUAUGAGACCGUUGUUGAAGUUGAUGAGCGCGUCACUAUCGAAGGAUUCUCAGAAGACCCAGAUCCCAAGCAGAUCGAUGUGAAUUCCGAUCCGGAACUGCGUUUAGGUUUAACAGGCGAAGUUGUUCGUGUCCUGCGAACUCCGAAUCUGGAGGAUGUGCGCAAAAGCUUGCUUGGUCUUUGGGAUCAAGGAUAUCGCUCCGUCGCCGUAGCACUCAUGCACUCUUAUACCUACCAAGAGCAUGAGAUUGCAGUAGCUGGGCUUGCUCGGGAACUCGGGUUCAAAGUUGCUGUUUCGUAUGAGCUUCAGACAAUGGCAAAGCUAGUUCCCCGUAGCCAGUCAGCAGUUGCUGAUGCUUAUCUGUCACCGGUGACCGAAACGUAUCUGGAUGGCUUUCGAAAAGGGUUCAAGGGUGAACUUAGAGAUGAGCAUGCAAAGAAAGUCUUCGUUAAUCAGUCAGACGGUGGCUUGACAUCAAUCGCAAAUUUCUCGGGCCUCCGUGGCGUAUUGAGUGGUCCUGCCGGUGGUGUCGUUGGCAUGUCGAGGACAUGUUAUGAUUCAGAUGAUGGCACUCCAGUGCUUGCAUUUGACAUGGGUGGUACAAGCACCGAUGUUGCUCGAUAUGCAGGUGCUCUUGAGCACAUAUUCGAAAGCACCAUUGCUCAAGUUACGAUUCAAACCCCACAGCUCGAUAUCAACACAGUCGCAGCCGGUGGCGGAUCGAUGCUUUUCUGGGAGAAUGGAUUGUUCAAAGUCGGUCCACACAGUGCUGGAGCUCACCCUGGUCCAGCCUGCUAUGGAAGAGGAGGUCCGUUAACGGUGACGGACGCGAACUUAUUUCUUGGUAGAAUCAUUCCAGACUACUUCCCACAGCCAUUGGAUGCUGAAGUGGUGAAGCAAAAGUUUGCCGAUCUUACAGCUGUGAUCAACUUUGAAAAAGAUGGGUCUUCGCAACUUACCCCUGAGGAGGUCGCAGUUGGAUUUCUUUCCAUCGCGAACGCGACAAUGACCAGACCUAUCCGAACUUUGAGCGAGGGUCGUGGCUUUGAGACUGCCGCUCACAAUCUUUGUUGUUUUGGUGGAGCUGGUGGUCAACAUGCUGUUGCUAUUGCGCGAGACCUGGGCAUCCAAAGAGCUCUGAUCCCAAGAUACUCCAGCAUUCUUUCUGCCUAUGGAAUGGCUCUGGCAGAUGUUGUUGUUGAAAAUCAAGAGCCGGAGGCAACUUCAUACACAAUGGAAAAUAUUCCAAGAUUAGACGAGCGAUUUGAGCGACUGAAAGAUGCAGGCGUUGCUGGCCUUAUCGCGCAGGGUUUCUCCGAAUCUCAAAUUCGCCACGAAUCGUUCCUGAACAUGCGAUACCAAGGAAGUGAUACAGCACUGAUGAUCCCGAAUCCAGGCACCUUUGCAGACUUUGGAAAAGCAUUUUCUGCACGCCACGAACAAGAGUUCGGCUUUACCCAGCCAAGAGAAAUUUUGAUCGACGAUGUUCGUGUUCGAAGUACAGGGAAAGGGAUGGAUGUUUCACUCUCCAGCCCAACUGCCGAAUUGAAGAAACUCAUAAACUCACCUCCGGCAACACCAGUUGGACCUGAAAGGAAUAUCAACGUUUACUUUGAACAGGCUGGUUGGCUUGAGGUGGGACUUUACUCUCUCAAGGACCUCCUUGUUGGUACCCGGAUCAAUGGACCUGCGAUGGUUAUCGACAAGACACAAACUAUUAUCGUGGACCCCGCAAGCACAGCAAUCAUUUUGCCGGAGCAUGUCGUGAUUGAAAUCACUGACGCGAGCAAACUUGAAAUAAACACGAGUGUGGUCGACCCGAUUCAGCUGAGCGUUUUUGGACACAGAUUCAUGAGCGUGGCUGAGCAAAUGGGCCAGACCAUGCAGAAAACGUCCAUUUCAGUCAACAUUAAGGAGCGGCUUGAUUAUUCAUGUGCUGUGUUUUCUGGGGAUGGUAGCUUGGUAGCUAACGCACCCCACAUUCCUGGCCAUCUCGGAUCCAUGAGCUACGCGAUCGCAUACCAGGCGCGCCGAUAUAAGCCUGGUGAAUUGAAACCCGGCGAUGUGCUUCUUAGCAAUCACCCUAGCUCUGGCGGUACACACUUACCAGACCUCACUAUAACGACACCCGUCUUUGAUAGCGAUGAAAACCCAACGAAGAUUCUGUUCUUUGUCGCAAAUCGUGGCCAUCAUGCUGACAUCGGUGGAAUUCAACCUGGCUCCAUGCCUCCAAAUUCCACCGAGUUGUGGCAGGAGGGUGCGGCCGUUGAGUCCUUCAAAAUCGUGAAAGAAGGCUUCUUCGAUGAAAAGGGACUCAUUGAGGUAUUGGUAGACAUUCCGGCUUCUUAUCCAGGAUCAAGUGGUACCAGAACCUUGCGUGACAAUAUUGCAGACCUAAAGGCUGCAAUUGCUUCCAACAACAAGGGCAUCCAUUUGAUUCGAUCUCUUAUCAAGGAAUACACUUGGCCUGUCGUCGAGUUCUAUAUGAAGGCUAUUCAAGACAACGCUAGCCAGUCUACACGUGAGCUACUCAAAGUCAUCGCUCAAAAGUUUGAAGGCCAGCCUCUUGAAGCAGUGGAUUAUAUUGAUGAUGGCACGCCAUUAGCAUUGAAAAUCACCAUCGAUCAGGAGACGGGUAAUGCGGACUUUGAUUUCACAGGCACUGGGCCUGAACAUUUUGGAAACAUGAAUUGUCCUCCUGCUAUCAUGUAUUCGGGUAUUAUGUACUGUCUCCGAUCCAUGAUCUCCUCCGAUAUCCCUCUUAACCAGGGAUGUCUUAAGCCAAUCCGUCUCAUCUGUCCACCCAACACUCUCCUGUCACCAUCACUUAAAGCAGCAACGGUCGGAUCUAAUGUGGAAACAUCUCAACGCAUCGUCGAUUUAAUUUUCAAAGCAUUCCGUGCCGCUGCUGCCUCACAGGGUACCUGCAACAAUCUCACAUUCGGGUACGGUGGUCGAGACCCCGAGACAGGAGAGGUGAUCAAGGGAUUCGGGUACUAUGAGACUAUCGCGGGUGGAUCCGGAGCGGGCGCAGACUGGGAUGGCGAAAGUGGCGUGCAUACUCACAUUACAAACACACGAAUUUCGGAUCCAGAGAUUUUCGAAAGGCGUUAUCCCGUGAUUUUGCACGAGUUCUCCAUCCGAGAGGGAAGUGGAGGAGCUGGACGCCAUCGCGGAGGUGAUGGAUGUAUCCGUGAUAUUGAGUUCCGAUUACCUAUGCAAGUUUCGAUUCUAUCAGAGCGACGUGUCAUCCCACCUUAUGGUAUGGCAGGAGGUGAAGAUGGUGGGCGGGGUGUGAAUUUGUGGCUCAGGAAGUACCCAGAUGGUACGAGUCGAAUGAUUAGCUUGGGAGGUAAAGCUACCACUCAUAUGAAUGCCGGUGAUCACAUUAUUGUUCAGACACCUGGUGGUGGUGGGUAUGGCCAAGAUCCUUUCAAGAAGGAUCCUGUUUUCAUGGACAUUUUCAAGAUCCAUGAAAAGUUUGUGCCAAGUUCGUCUCUUCUUCGGACACAAGGCAGUCUGGCAGAGAGGCAAGCUACGGCUACUGGAAAUUGA
Penicillium malachiteum is the source of this 3939-nucleotide messenger RNA. Its product is annotated as Hydantoinaseoxoprolinase N-terminal. Gene Ontology annotation, molecular function: 5-oxoprolinase (ATP-hydrolyzing) activity. The transcript is spliced from 3 exons. Bases 1 to 3939 code for a protein of 1312 amino acids. The record is from RefSeq and is a predicted model, not a curated record. Gene Ontology annotation, cellular component: cytosol. Lineage: Eukaryota; Fungi; Ascomycota; Eurotiomycetes; Eurotiales; Aspergillaceae. Gene Ontology annotation, biological process: glutathione metabolic process.